Molecule: messenger RNA, 2468 nt
Organism: Thalassophryne amazonica
Lineage: Eukaryota; Metazoa; Chordata; Actinopteri; Batrachoidiformes; Batrachoididae
Gene: nek8
Product: NIMA-related kinase 8
Exons: 15
Coding region: 53-2143 (696 amino acids)
Biological process (GO): protein phosphorylation
Molecular function (GO): protein kinase activity; ATP binding
Source: RefSeq, a predicted model, not a curated record
UUGCUUGCUGUAGUAAAGGACGGGUUGCCUGGAGACGUUUUGGGGCAUAUCGAUGGAGAAGUAUGAGAAAAUCAAAGUGGUUGGAAGAGGAGCCUUCGGGAUCGUUCACCUGUGUCGUAGACGCAGUGACGGAGCCUUUGUCAUCCUGAAGGAGAUCCCAGUGGAGCAGAUGUCACGAGAUGAGCGGCUAGCUGCUCAGAAUGAGUGUCAGGUGCUCAAACUGCUCAACCAUCCAAAUAUCAUAGAAUACUAUGAGAACUUUCUGGAAGACAAAGCUCUCAUGAUAGCUAUGGAAUAUGCACCAGGUGGAACCUUGGCCGAAUACAUACAGAAACGCUGCAACUCCUUGCUGGAUGAGGAUACAAUCCUUCACUUCUUUGUGCAGAUCUUGCUGGCCCUGUAUCAUGUGCACAACAAACUCAUCUUGCACAGGGACCUUAAAACUCAGAAUAUUCUUCUCGACAAGCACCAAAUGAUUGUCAAGAUCGGUGACUUUGGCAUCUCCAAAAUCCUUGUCAGCAAGAGCAAAGCUUAUACGGUAGUGGGAACUCCAUGUUACAUCUCCCCAGAGCUGUGUGAGGGAAAGCCCUAUAACCAGAAGAGUGACAUCUGGGCUCUGGGCUGUGUGCUGUAUGAGCUAGCAAGCCUUAAAAGAGCCUUUGAGGCAGCUAAUCUUCCUGCCCUCGUUCUGAAGAUCAUGAGUGGUACCUUUGCUCCGAUUUCAGACCGCUAUAGCCCAGAACUCCGUCAUCUUAUCCUCAACAUGCUCAAUCUGGAUCCAUCCAAACGGCCCCAGCUUAAUGAGAUAAUGGCUCUUCCCAUAUGCAUCAGACCUCUGCUGAAUCUCUACACCGAUAUCGGCAAUGUCAAAAUGCGCAGGAUCGAGAAACCACUGUCUACAGUGCAAACUGGUCCUCGAGGUCGACCAGGAGGCAGAGUCCCUACCAGCAGGUCCAGAGAUGGAACAAUAGGUUUAACAUCAGGAAAGGUUCAUUCCCUCCCUUUGUCUUCCGUUUACACUUGGGGCAGUGGCAACUCAACACCUCUCCGCCUGCCUAUGCUUAACACCGAGGUGGUUCAGGUUUCACUGGGCCGCACUCAGAAGAUGGGAGUGACCAAAUCAGGACGCCUUAUUACGUGGGAGGUGCCAUCGGUCGUGUCUGCUGAGGCCACUCUGCCCGGUGCGGUGGAGCAGAUGCAACCUCAGUUCGUUUCACGCUUCUUGGAGGGUCAGUCUGGAGUCACAAUCAAGUCCGUGUCCUGUGGUGAUCUCUUUACCACCUGCAUGACAGACAGGGGUAUCAUUAUGACAUUUGGAAGCGGGAGCAAUGGCUGUCUGGGGCACGGUAACUUCAAUGAUGUCACUCAGCCCAAGAUAGUGGAGGCACUCCUCGGCUAUGAGCUGAUUCAGGUGGCAUGUGGCGCCUCCCAUGUGCUUGCUGUCACCAAUGAAAGAGAAGUGUUUGCCUGGGGAAGAGGAGACAAUGGUCGGCUUGGUCUUGGCACUCAGGACACCCACAACUCUCCACAGCAGAUGUGUUUACCUGUGGAGUUUGAGGCCCACAAGUUGGUGUGUGGAGUGGACUGCUCCAUGAUUAUCAGCACCCAUAACAGCAUUGUGGCAUGUGGCAGCAACAGAUUUAACAAGCUUGGGUUGGAUACAAUAACGGCUGGAGAGGAAACCAGUCUGUCGAAUCAGGUGGAAGAAGUCCAUUCUUACCGUCCCGUCCAGUCAGCUCCACUUAACAGCGAGAAAAUUGUUUAUAUUGACAUCGGAACCGCCCAUUCUGUUGCUGUUACAGAAAGUGGUCAUUGCUUAACUUUUGGCAGUAACCAACAUGGGCAGAUUGGCUGUAGUUCCCGUCGUAGCAGCCGUGUGCCGUACCUGGUGCCAGGCCUGCAGGGGAUCACGAUGGCUGCCUGUGGCGAUGCCUUCACCUUAGCUAUUGGAUCUGAAGCCGAGGUGUAUACCUGGGGAAAGGGAGCCCGUGGCCGCCUUGGUAGAAAAGAGGAGGAUUCUGGGAUACCAAAGGCGGUGCAGCUUGAAGAAACCCAGCCGUUCACGGUGACAUCAGUGGCUUGUUGUCAUGGCAACACCCUCCUGGCAGUGAAACCUUUACUCGAAGAUCCUGUCCAAAGAUGAUUGAUGUCUUGAAAAGUCACCCACACAAGCUCAGCAGUGGCAUCAACAGCGACGCCCACUGAAUAUUUCUUCCCUGUGAACUAUCUGCAAAGCAGUAACAAAAAAAAAAAGAGAGAGAUUGUCUUUCAGCUGAAGUAAAAGUGUCCUGAUGAGAAGGAGCAAUGUCCAAAUGAAUGCAGUGUCGCACAGCCAUUAGUCAUUAGGUGGCUUUCACAACAUGCACUAUUGUCCUCUCAUGUGCACGGUAGAAGGCCAUUAAAAGUCAAACAGGUUUGAGCUCUUAAGGCAGUGGUGAAAGAAGUGAUACAAAGCACCAGAACGGAAA